Molecule: messenger RNA, 1217 nt
Organism: Cotesia glomerata
Lineage: Eukaryota; Metazoa; Arthropoda; Insecta; Hymenoptera; Braconidae
Exons: 4
Coding region: 172-1146 (324 amino acids)
Source: RefSeq, a predicted model, not a curated record
UAGAUAUAUAAGAGAGACGCUAAGUGACUUAUGUAAACAAUAAGUGAAUAAAUAUCAUUAAAUAUUAAUCAAUCUUGCAAAUAUUAUUAUCAUCAUUAAUAUAUAGUGUAGUACCCUCUAACAACUACAAACAACCAUCAGGUGUUAUUUACAAGCCCAGAAUAACUUAAAAUGUCGUCACGAAAGUGCAAAUACGAUGCUGAUGCAUUUUGUUUUAUAUGUGGUCAAUUUAUUAAAGUUCGAGACGUGAAAUAUGAACUAAAGACAUCUCCUGUACGGAAUCAAGAUAAGCCAUGGGCUCCACAUGUUGCUUGUAGUUAUUGUAAAAGGUGUUUGGAAGGUUGGUAUCGAGGUGAGAAAAGGUCUAUGAAAUUUGCAAUACCAAGGAUUUGGCGAGAACCAAAAGACCAUAUUACUGACUGCUACUUUUGUAUGGUGAAUCCGAGUAAAAGACGUAGAGGUAAAAAUGCAAAACCUAUUGAAUAUCCUGACCUCGAAUCUUCUUCUGCUCCAAUUGCUCACGACCUGACACGACCAGUACCUGAGCCACCAAAAAAAUUAUCGCAGAAAAGUAGCUCAUCUUUUAGUUCUUAUAAAAGUAAUUCCGAUAAGGAGUUUUUGCCUACACCUGAACAACCAAAACACUAUCUCAUUACUUCAGAAGAUUUUAACGAUCUAAUUAGAGAUUUAAAUUUGCCAAAAAAUAAAGCAGAGCUUCUAGGCUCUCGGUUAAAACAGUGGAAUUUGCUUGAUGAUGUUAAGAUCACGGAUCAGCGGACUAGGCAUGAAAUGUUUGCAACAUUUUUCACGAAGGAAGAUGGACUUUGUUUUUGUAAUGACAUUAAAGGAAAUAAUAAAGCUGAAAACUACGAAAAGUUGGUUGAGGAUAUGCUUACAAAUUUUAAGGCCAUGGGCUGCAGGAUGUCAUUAAAAGUACAUAUGCUGCAUGCUCAUUUGGAUAAAUUUAAAAACAAUAUGGGAGCCUAUUCCGAAGAGCAAGGAGAACGUUUCCAUCAGGACAUCAUGAAUUUUGAACAACGCUAUCAAGGCCAAUACAAUGAAAACAUGAUGGGCGACUAUAUUUGGGGUUUAUUGAGAGAAAGUAGCUAUGAACAUAAAAGAAAAAGUAAAAGUGUGCACUUUUAAGUUAUUUUCCACUUUUCUGUAAGCUAAUUUGAUAGUAAAACUUAAUAAAAUAAAAAACAUUUUUAUUUCAA